Amphibalanus amphitrite is the source of this 684-nucleotide messenger RNA. Its product is annotated as thyrostimulin alpha-2 subunit-like. Lineage: Eukaryota; Metazoa; Arthropoda; Thecostraca; Balanomorpha; Balanidae. Gene Ontology annotation, biological process: cell surface receptor signaling pathway. Bases 1 to 501 code for a protein of 166 amino acids. The transcript is spliced from 3 exons. The record is from RefSeq and is a predicted model, not a curated record. Gene Ontology annotation, molecular function: hormone receptor binding.
AUGUCCGUACUCGGUGGACGGGUGCCGCUGCUGGUGCCGCUGCUGGCCCUGCUGGCCACGCUGGUCUCCAGCGGCGACUCUCGCCGGCUCUCCCCCUGGGAGAUGGCCGAGAGGGCCGAGCUGCUGCUGGAGGAGGUGGCAGACGACCUGCUGGCUCAGGAAGAGGCACAGGGAGAGGACGGCCGCAAGGCGCCGACGCCGGCCCAGUUUCAGUCGCGCUGUGAGCUGGUCGGUCACACCCAGCUGGUCCAGGUGCGCGGCUGUGCGCCGGUCGAGCUCACGGUGAACGCCUGUGACGGCAUGUGCGGCUCGUCGGCUCACCCUUCCAGCUGGCACACGCUGAGCAUGAACCCGAGACACGCGGUCACCUCCGUCGGACAGUGCUGCAACAUUAUGGAGACGAAAAACGUCAGCAUUAAAAUGGAGUGUAUCGAUGGUCCCAAGUACGUGAAAAUCAAGUCAGCUAAAUCGUGCGCGUGCUUUCACUGCAAGAAGACGUGAAGGCGUUCUUAUAAAAGGGGCAUAAAGCAUAUGACGUCCUGAUGAACGUCUACUUUGUUGCUGCAGCGCUCGUACAUGUGUGUGAAAGCAAACCAAAACAUAUAAUAGUUAUUAUUUGGUCGACAUUGGAAUAUACGGUGAUGCGUGAUUCGUUGACAGAACGAUGUUCCCUUCCAUGCAAGA